AUGACAAAUCGCUCAGUUGAAUUUCUUGUUGACCUAUCAUACCGCAAAGAUCGCAACCUAAGAGAUGUUAGGUUGAUGUCAGUGAUGAUCACCCCAUGCGAAAGCGUUCCUUGCACACUUUACAAAGGAGAAAUGGCUUCCAUUGAUAUAAGCUUCAGAGCAGACGCGGACGUUUCGACUGGUCUGGCCACUGUGCGCGCAAAUUACGGUAAUUUUGCCGUUCGGUUUCCACAGUUGGAGGGGAACAUUUGUGAUUAUUUGGGAAGGUCGUGUCCAAUUUUUGCAGGUGGUGCUUACACCUACUCAUUUUCAAGUGUGCUGGACAGGCUCAUUCCAUCAGUGAGUCCAAACAAAAUCAUUACUGAACCCACCUUGGGAACUCGCGAAGUGUUUAAUCGUUUCACCGUGACCAAGAAGGCCACAAAUUCAACUUGGAAAACGCAGAAAUUUUGGCAUACAGAGGCACGGAGAGAUAAAGAGAAUUUCUGGAAGCAUGGUACUCCACGGCAAAUUCGAUCAACCGGUGCAUCGACCUGGACCCAAUUUACGCACCCCUACGUGCAAAAGACCAACAACUCAACCGGAAAACUCAAGGAGGACCGAAUAUUGGAUUCACAAACAACGAAACAAGGAACUCCUUGGAGGCAAAUCAAUAAAAGUCACAACCCAGGACUUGAAAGGACAAAGGUCAAUCUAGCAUCGACCAGAUUACGACGGCAGGGGAUGCCAAGCUCAAAGGUCACGUGGGCAUCGGCGAAUGGGGAUACAGGACAACGGAGCAACCAAUGGAAUCACCCGACCGAACAACUAAUCGCGACCAAAGGUCAUCCCCCGCUAGCAGCACGUAUAUUAACACACGCACAACACUACCCAACGCACAACCACCAACCCACCGCUACGCGCUACUACGCUCCACAAUAA
This is a messenger RNA of Opisthorchis viverrini, 921 nucleotides long. RefSeq lists its product as hypothetical. NCBI's taxonomy places the organism in Eukaryota, Metazoa, Platyhelminthes, Trematoda, Opisthorchiida, Opisthorchiidae. The record is from RefSeq and is a predicted model, not a curated record. Bases 1 to 921 code for a protein of 306 amino acids. The transcript has 4 exons.